GUUAUCAUUAUUCCCUAGCCAUAGCUGAACGAGUCAUCACCAUAUUAUCUCGCAAUAUGAAGCUUACCACUGUUCUUCUGCCUCUUGGCCUUUUCGUUUCCAGCAGUCUGGCUGUUGGCAUAACCAUCACCAUGGCCGGUGGAGGCACCAAAGAUCUUGACAUUCCCACGACUGGGGAGUGCAUUGACUUGUUCCAAGGAACCGACCAUGCUCGUCUGAAUGGUGGAACUGAUGGUACUCGAUGUGAUUUCUGGCUGGAUUCCGGAUGCUCGGGCAGUCCUGUUGGUUCGAUUUCAACGAGCAAGCGGGAAAGUGACAUGGCUGAACCUGCUAAUGGUGCUCGAUGCCAUUAGCUUGAGACUCGGUGAUUGAUGGCCAUUUGGCCAUUAAUCUCUAGACCAUAGCUUUUGUUUCAUUCAGAAAUGAAGGCUUUAAUAUGGGCACCAAGGGAGUUACAUAUCGGGAGCAGCUGAUUUCCAGACUUUUCUCUAUACUAGGGAGCAUAUAGAUAACAGAUCAUAUGGGCAUUGACAAAUCAUUUCGGCCUGUAAGGAUCUGGUCCUUAACACACACCGCAUAUUAUCGUGAGAAAGAUUUCUUUUUCUUGGCUGAAUAGACAGUCCCCGUAUGGCCCGAACCUGGUCAGUAAUUAUU
Messenger RNA from Aspergillus wentii DTO 134E9, 654 nucleotides. RefSeq lists its product as uncharacterized. The transcript has 4 exons. Bases 57 to 353 code for a protein of 98 amino acids. The record is from RefSeq and is a predicted model, not a curated record. NCBI's taxonomy places the organism in Eukaryota, Fungi, Ascomycota, Eurotiomycetes, Eurotiales, Aspergillaceae.